AUGCAGUCCAUCAGCGGGACAGUGUCAGGCACAAGUUUCAUCGUGAUGCUGGCCCUUGGUUCCCCAGGGCGCUCGCCAGCAAGUCAAGCCGGGGCCAGAACGCCAGCCGCCGGCCCCGCACCCGGCCACCUCCCGGCGCCCAGCCACGUCCGUGUGCAGGACCGCCUCCCCGCAACGGUCAGGGCCGAGCAGCUGACCGAGGAGCAGGUGGCCGAGUUCAAGGAGGCCUUCUCCCCGUUCGAUGAGGGCGGGGAUGGCGCCAUCAGCACGCGGGAGCUGGGCACCGUCCUGCGGUCGCCGGGCCAGAACCCCACUGAAGCCGAGCCCUGGGACCUGGUUGGGGAGCUGGACCGCGACGGCAGCAGCACCGUGGGCUUCCCCGAGUUCCUGGGCCUAAUGGCCCGGAAGGUGAAGGGCAGGGACGCCAAGGACCAGAUCCGGGAGGCCGCCUGCGUCUUCGACAAGGACGGAAACGGCCUGAUGGGAGCAGCCGAGCUGCGGCACGUGAUGACCCGGCUGGGCGAGAAGCCGAGCGACCAGGAAGUGGACGAGAUGAUCCGGGCGGCGGACGUGGACGGGGACGAGUUGGUGCGCUACGAGGAGUUCCUGUGCUUGCUGGUCUCCAAGGGCGGCCGCAGCCCCACCCCCACCCCCAUCCCGGGUGUCCGGGCUCCGCGCGUGGCGCCGGAGGACCUGCCUCCGUUCCCCCGGCCCCUCCGGGCACUGCUCCUCCGCCGGUUGACCUGA
This is a messenger RNA of Mesoplodon densirostris (Blainville's beaked whale), 747 nucleotides long. Its product is annotated as calmodulin-like protein 3. The record is from RefSeq and is a predicted model, not a curated record. Lineage: Eukaryota; Metazoa; Chordata; Mammalia; Artiodactyla; Ziphiidae. Gene Ontology annotation, cellular component: myosin II complex. The transcript is spliced from 2 exons. Gene Ontology annotation, molecular function: calcium ion binding. Bases 1 to 747 code for a protein of 248 amino acids.